AUGUCAGCUGGUUACGGCGCAAACAUCACUCAAAACCCAGAGAGCCACCAGCUUCCAACUGUUUUCGAGUUACUUGCUCAAGAUAAUUUGGCAUCAUUGGUGACUCCAGCACUUCAGCAUGUUUUAAAGGUUCUAGCACAGACAAGACCUGAUUUGUUUCAAAAAUGUUUCCAGUAUUCAGAUGAAUUAAUAUUAGGAGUUAACUUCCUGGUUGAGUUACACUUUCUAAAGACUCAUGCUGCAUCUUUUUCCGAAAAUUUUUACGGAUUGAAAAGAGUUUACACAAGUUCCACAAAAGUAUCAGAUGUUCCCUCAUCAAUUAAACUGCCAAGCAACAUAAUUUGUAGGUCUCUCUUCUGUAUGGUACUUUAUCCAUAUAUAAGAAGAAAGUGUGAGAAGAUUUACGACUCAUCUUAUCAAGCUGAGAACAACGCACAAACAAAAUGGGCAUCAAAGUUCAAACGAGCCUUUCUCACCAUCUAUCCUUACAUUCACACAUCUUUGGAAGUCAGCUCUUUGAUGUUUCUCGUUGGUUAUUUGUUGGGGUCCUUACGACAUCAUUCGCCGUUAUUAUUAUUAUGCAAAGUCUGUUUGACGAGAUUAGAAGGGGAAGAUUUAAUAAAAAGUAACGCGGCUCCCUGGAGCUCUCUUCUCCAACUUGAUUUCAGUGUGGCUAGUUUGAAAACGUUCCUAUUGAAAAUCGUUGCGUCGACUGCUGCACUCUUUAAGACUAGUCUAACACUCACGAUGUACUUUCUGCAGUUUCUUGAUUGGUGGCAUCAAAGUGGGCUAUCCUUGCAGUCACUUCACAAGCUUCCAACACCUGAUUAUCCCAAGAACAACUUGUUAACAAAUCUUGCGAACAAUGUACCGAUAUUUUCUUUAUGUCCACUGUGUCGAAAGACAAGAUGUAAUGAAACGGCACUCGCUGUUUCAGGGUUCGUUUUUUGCUACAAAUGCAUUUACUCGUACGUACAGUCAAACAGCAAAUGUCCUGUUACCGGAUAUCCGUGUAAGUUGGAACAUCUCGUCAGGAUUUUCGCGCCCGAUAAUUAA
This is a messenger RNA of Helobdella robusta, 1056 nucleotides long. RefSeq lists its product as hypothetical. The coding region runs from base 1 to 1056 and encodes 351 amino acids. Gene Ontology annotation, biological process: protein import into peroxisome matrix; protein monoubiquitination. NCBI's taxonomy places the organism in Eukaryota, Metazoa, Annelida, Clitellata, Rhynchobdellida, Glossiphoniidae. The record is from RefSeq and is a predicted model, not a curated record. Gene Ontology annotation, cellular component: peroxisomal membrane; peroxisomal importomer complex. Gene Ontology annotation, molecular function: protein binding; zinc ion binding; ubiquitin-protein transferase activity. The transcript has 8 exons.